This is a messenger RNA of Colletotrichum navitas, 1867 nucleotides long. RefSeq lists its product as uncharacterized. Lineage: Eukaryota; Fungi; Ascomycota; Sordariomycetes; Glomerellales; Glomerellaceae. Bases 205 to 1560 code for a protein of 451 amino acids. The record is from RefSeq and is a predicted model, not a curated record. The transcript has a single exon.
GUGUCAUCAAAAUACCCUCCCAAAUUUGUUCCUACGGAAGGCAACCAAAGGCCGUCGACAAACUACUCGCCAUCAUGGGUGCCAAUAGCCAUCGACAGAUCUGGCGCCUAUCCAGUUCAACCACAACCUGACUCCACGCUCCCCUCCAGUUCAAGGCCUUCUUCCACUUUUCAAUCUGGUCCGUUGAAGUCCGGCGUCACGGCGAUGCUCCGAGGCGGACCAUUGAGAAUAAGCACUGCUCCAACCACCAGGCCCAGUGUUUAUACUCCAAUCCCACCCCCUCCUUAUCGUCCCAAGAUUAUCACAACUGAUCCGGAAGGAAUAUCGGGAUCCUCGAGCAAGAUUAAACAUGCGCCCGGUUUUCCCGGUCACGGUCGUCUGGGAAUGAUCUCAUCCAUUGGCAACACUGCUCGAGUUACAACAUCUUUUCAACAACCUCCAGCACCGGUACAGUCGGCACCCUUCAGCGGGUCACACGGUGAGAAAAAGACGGUCAAAUUUCCUGACGUUCUAGAGGAAUCGAUUCCCGAACUCCCCACGGAGUCCGACCCACCGUCACCCGAGCAUACGAGAGGAAACAAAAAGUCAACACUCAUUCCACCAUCACCCAGACAAAAUCGCCACUCGAAUGGCGGGUUAAAGUCCACUUCUCCUGAGUUCCAAGAUGAAGAUCACCCUAGGACUCCAGAGAAGCCGGCUGAGUCUACGCCCAAGUCCAAGGUUGCAGAUGAGGCCAACGGUCAGACAAGCUCUCCCGUCGAAUCCCCAUCGGGCAUGAAAGGCCCUGCUACUGGGUCGCAGUCGAGUGUCCCAUCCCCUGAUAUCAUAAACAUCGACCAAGAGCCCCCAUUGGAAGGGUUGGAUGAACCUGUACCCAAACCUGACGAUGCUGAGAAGGUUAACGUUCAGCCAAGCACUCCAGCAAGUCACAGAUCAGGGUCAAAUAGUCCUUACUCUGGUGCCCGUCCGAUGACUCAAUCACCUACAGUCAUUGAAGUCAAUCCUAAGCCUCCAAUACACCAGGAGUCGAGGUCGGUUAGCCAUACCGUAAAGCGUAGCAAGCCUAGAGCUUCCAACACUCUCAAAAGCUUCUUAGAGGGUAAACCAAGAAGCCGAAGGUCCAGCUUCAGCGCCGCAAGUCAUGCACAAACAGGUAAGACUUACAACACCCGCCAGAGUCGGUCCCACUUUGUGCUAAUCGAAAGCGUUUUCGUUGCAGCUCCUGCAGCCUAUGCUUCUUAUUCGCAUUUCCGGCCGUCUCCGGCUCCGCCAACAACCACAUAUCGACACGCACCUCCUCUUCCCAGCGAUAGUUACUACUACGGCCGGGACCACAUCCCGCAUCAUCCAUCUCCCCAUCCUCCUCCUCCACUAAGCCACGCGGUAGAGGGGACUGAGACUGAGCACGCUGAAUUACCGCAAGCAAAGCCCGUUCGGGCCGCUGGUCGAGAGGGACGUCAGAGAAACAAGAACAAAAACAAGAACAAGAACAAGACCAACACUCUUAUCAAGACCACACUUGUUUACUUUUCCGGGAGGGAGGGCGAAAAAAGACAAUAGGAAACAGUCCCCAAGUCGGCAACAACUAAGUAAGAAUAAUAGCUAGGACUAAACAAAUAUAAGUGUUAUAAUAUUGACUAUUAUAGAUAGUUAUUAGAAUUAUUAGAUUAACUCUAAUAACUUAUUACUAGUAAAUCCUUAGAUAAUUAGCUAAGGAUCUACUAAGGACUUAUAUUUAUUAGUUAAGUUAAAGCACCUAUAUAUAAAACACCCCUAUAUAUAGAACACCUAAAACAUUACUAUUAUAUUAACUACUACCCUUUUUAAUUAACUAUUAAUAUUUUCUAUAUAUAAUAAUAAUAUAGCU